UCGUGGCGUCAUGCUUACGUGUCUGACGUAUCGCCCCGCCCCUUGGCUGUGGAAGCAUUGUUCGAGGCGUUGGAAACGGGCGGCUACAGGCAGGAUGUUGCGUCUUCGCUGUAAGACCAAAAACGGUACUCACGUGAUGCAAGGAUUGACUCACCAAUCAUGUGUGCAAGAGUUAAAAAGCAAAGUGGAGGAGCUGACCGGCAUCCCCUGUGAGGUGCAGAAAAUCAUGGUGGGCUACCCACCUUCCAGCCUGGACCUGCGCAACGGGGACGCUCACCUCAAGGACUACCCCAUCAAGUCUGGCGACACGCUGAUUGUGGAGGAGGAGAAAAACAAGCCCAAGCUGGGAGCCCAUCCCGUCGUGACCAAAACGCCUUGCCUGAACGCCUUGCCGGCGCUGGCGCGCAGAGUGGUGCCGGCCGACAACUCCUGCCUGUUCACCAGCGUCAGCUACGUGGUGGAGGGCGGCGUGUACGACCCGACGUGCGCUCCCGACAUGCGCGGCCUCAUCGCCCAGAUCGUGUCGAGCGACCCGGCGGCGUACUCUGAGGCCGUUCUGGGCAAGAGCAACGAGGACUACUGUGUGUGGAUCCGGCGCGGCGACACGUGGGGGGGCGCCAUCGAGGUGUCCAUCCUGUCCAAGUUCUACCAGUGCGAAAUUUGCGUGGUGGAUACGCAGACAGUGCGCGUGGAUCGCUUUGGCGAGGACGCCGGCUACCGCAAGCGCGUGCUGCUCAUCUACGACGGCAUCCAUUACGACCCGCUGCAGAGGGAGGCGGCGGGCUCGCCCCCUCAGACCGUCUUCUCCACCGGCGACGACGUCAUCCUGGCGCAGGCCCUGGAGCUGGCCGACGAGGCCCGCCGCAAGCGGCAGUUCACGGACGUCAACCGCUUUGCGCUGCGCUGCAUGGUGUGCCAGACGGGCCUGGUGGGACAGAGGGAGGCACGCGAGCACGCCAAGGAGACGGGCCACACCAAUUUUGGCGAGAUCUAAAACGUUGACUUGCUUUGGUUGUUUGUGCUACCCCUCCACAUCUGCGGCCGUCUACCUCGGUGUGUUUCCCCACCCUUAGGCACGUAUUUUAAAUCUCAUGGCACGCCCCCAAAAUGGAAGUAGUCGUGCUUUGGAAAAUCAACCAACUGCCAUUCCCCACCAAUAUUGCAGUUGCCCUUCCUUUAAUAUGCAAUUAUUUUCUAGGUCAAAAUUGAUGAGACGUAAAUGUUUUCAUGAUAUGCUAAGUGAACCAUAAAGUAAUAAUAAGUAAGUCAAAUAUACUCAUGAUAUAUUUCAAUUUGAGAUAUUUACUUGAUCAACACUAAGUGACAGUGUUUUAAGCCUUUACUGACACAUUGACCAAACUCUGUGGCAUCAAAUCAAACAAGUCCAAUUACAACAGCAGAUCUGGCUUCAUCACACCAAAUGUUCUCAUUUCAUUCAAAAAAAAUAAUGAAAUGAGAAGCACAUAUAGGCACUUGUGUAUAAAUAUCUAUAUUUUACAUAUAACUUUUACCUGUGUCCAGAAGCCGAGCGACCAAAAUGAAACGGGUCUAUUUCCUCCCAUAAUUGCAGCCUUUGCGAUUUAUUUUAUACAUUGCAAUGUCAAAUUAGAUAAAUGCUAGGUAAAUGAUUAAUGCUCAGCCCCAAUAUUAUUUGUAGGAAAAAAAUCAUUUUCAAACCAAUGAAGUGAAAUUGCCACGCCACAGCGUUUGGGAAUCACUGGUCUACCUCACGUCAUUCACAGACAACCACAGCUCAGCGUUCUACUUUUAACUGCUAAUGGCAUUUUUUUUUUUUUCCACCAGGCUAGUUAUGACCGGUCAACAUUCAUUUCUCACCAUUUCAGAAUACAGCUCACCGAGUCUGUUUAAUAUUUGCCUUCCACAUUGCUGCCGUCGGUCGAUUGGAAACCUCAUAUAUCCAAAACAAACAUUUCUCAGCAAGCUAAAAAAAAAAAAAAAGCGUGUUUGGUGAAUCAGCAAGCACUUAGACACACUCAGCAAUUUGUAAAAGUAACAGAACCAUGGGAAUUGACGUCAUUGGUGACCCUUCAAAAAAAAUCUGGACCCGACCAAAUUUGGAUAUUGAAGGUUCUGCCCGAGGCCAGCAAUGUCAAUCAGGAUUUUCUUUUCAUGUGGAAAAAAUAUUGUUUUCUUUUCAAAUGUAACCUCCCUUAACAUAAAGCGUUUACAUCUCUGAUCAGGUCAGAGUUUAUCAUGUGGAAAGCUAAUGUGGGUUACGUGUACCCUGCUUAACGAUUUACAUUUUUGAUAAAUGUGAAGAUUGACUUUGCUUUAAUCACAAUCAAGCUUCGUGUGUUUGCAAUUCCAGUGAGGAAAAUGGUUCUCAUUUUUUCUUUUUGGUUUCUUCUUCAGUUGUGCUUUGCAGGGCAAAAUGACCAUUUGUCAUCACACAUAAAAAUGCAAGAAACAAUAGCUUGAGAUGAAAACAAAAAUACACUGAGCUGAAGAGUUGUGCGAUUUACUGACCUUAAUGCACCAUGAUGGUUUUACUUUGGAGGCUUUUUAAAGGGACACUCAACCCUAGUAAUAUGUUGUAUGUGCCCCAGUAGUCUAAACACAUUCUGAUUAAUAUUGGAGUGGUGGAAUCUUGAGUUGAGGAGCAAAAUGUACCUGUCAUCUAUUUUGUGGCAGAAUGGCAGCCCCCUGAGAUGGAUGAAAACAGGUAGAUUUUGCCAUUCAUUCAUAUUCCACAAACAAAACUAACCAGAACAAUGUUGGGCUGCACAGAACAUAUUUAUGACAAAGAAAAUUUGACUUUCCCUUUAAAAUUUAAAGUGUGAUUUUUCUGAGAAGGUUGAACUCCUAAUUGUUCAACAUAGUUAGACUGCUGAUUUUUGGUUUUUCUGAGGUUGUGGAGCUUAAGUUAACUAGUUUUGUUUUAUUUGCGUGUUGAUUUCAUUUCAAGGAGAUGGUAACUAAUGGUCCUGCAACGCGAACAAAAUGAUGAGUUUUGUUGUGAAUUUGAACAUGUUGACAGGAGAACGUUGCUCGGUAGCAAACUGUUGCCAAAAAGUCGCGGCAGGUUUUUAUUUUCUUUUAAUGUGAACUGCAAUGAUAUAUUGUCAUUUUUCACAAGUUCUCAUCACCACUUUUCCAUGAAUGUUGCACACCGAACAUUACAUAACUGGAUUUACUUGACUUUUUUUCUGCAGUGAUGAGUCACAAUUAAAAGCUACAACAAGCUGU
Molecule: messenger RNA, 3207 nt
Organism: Syngnathus typhle (broad-nosed pipefish)
Lineage: Eukaryota; Metazoa; Chordata; Actinopteri; Syngnathiformes; Syngnathidae
Gene: yod1
Product: YOD1 deubiquitinase
Exons: 3
Coding region: 11-994 (327 amino acids)
Biological process (GO): endoplasmic reticulum unfolded protein response; protein deubiquitination
Cellular component (GO): nucleus; cytosol
Molecular function (GO): cysteine-type deubiquitinase activity; protein binding
Source: RefSeq, a predicted model, not a curated record